Baudoinia panamericana UAMH 10762 is the source of this 345-nucleotide messenger RNA. RefSeq lists its product as uncharacterized. Bases 86 to 322 code for a protein of 78 amino acids. The transcript has 2 exons. NCBI's taxonomy places the organism in Eukaryota, Fungi, Ascomycota, Dothideomycetes, Mycosphaerellales, Teratosphaeriaceae. The record is from RefSeq and is a predicted model, not a curated record.
UCCGACAUUGCACCCUGUCACUGGUCGUGUCUGGCCUGAACUGCGUGCGCCUCUAGCUUUGCUGGGCGGAGUGCGGCAGCCUCGCAUGAUCUGCUUGUUUGUAACAAGUGUUGCCGCCAUUGAUGGAACCUCUCGCGAAUUGUACGACUUGACGACUCAAGGCGACAGCAUCGGCGGAAGUAAUGUACGCAUGAGAUGCACGAAGCGGCUGGAGGCAUCCGUGCAUAGGUUGGGGCUACCGACGAGGGGUGGAGGUACGCCAGGCGUAAUCUUACCAGUCGAUCAUAGCCAUCAGAAGGGCUGUGCAAGUCUUGGCCGAUAGUUCUACAGAUGACUCUAUCGUCG